Molecule: messenger RNA, 2181 nt
Organism: Heterostelium album PN500
Lineage: Eukaryota; Evosea; Eumycetozoa; Acytosteliales; Acytosteliaceae
Exons: 7
Coding region: 1-2181 (726 amino acids)
Molecular function (GO): ATP hydrolysis activity; ATP binding
Source: RefSeq, a predicted model, not a curated record
AUGUCGCAACAACAACACCCACCGUUCACUUGUUGGAUAGAGUUUAGUAAUAAGAAAGACAAACUCACCUUCGAGAACACCGCCAACUAUAAUCGUCUCAUCCCUGUCAUUAGAGGUUCCAAACAACUCGCUGUAGGUGACGGUUCUAUCGAUUUGUUCUCUGAUGCAGCCAAGACCAUUCAACUUGAUGUUGAGACUCCAGUCGAUAGGAAUCUUCAGCGAAUCUAUGUCGCCACCACCCAACCACAGCAAGAUAGAAUUACGAAAUUCUCAGUCAACGGUGCAAUUUUACCACAAGAUAGAAACACAACAUACUUUUGGAUUGACACAAACACGGAUGAACUAAUUAAACAAAUUCGAUCUGGACUCUAUAUAUGUAUGUAUGCACCAAGGUCCUCUGGCAAGUCAACCAUAGCCUAUAGAAUAAUAGAGUUACUUCGUAAUGAUUACAUUCCCAUAGUAUUAUCUUUCGAUAGAAACUACAUAUUUGAUACACCCCAGUCUUUUUGGACAUCAUUUGCACGCGAUUUAACACUUUCAAUGAAGCUGGCAACUCCGAUUGAUGGAUUGGAUGGAGUUUUAUAUUUUUUUGCAAAAGGCUUACCUCAAUUUCAAAAUAAAAAAGUUGUACUAUUUAUAGAUGAAUUUGAUACCAUAUUUCCCGAUCAGAUGUAUGAAAGAAAUGAUAUGGAAUCACCAGUUCUCAACUCUCUUUUGACACAACUCAGGGCUUGGAAGCAGACAUUGCCAGAACUAAAAGUAUUACAUGUAAGUGUAUAUCUAAACAUAAUAUUGCCACCAUACUCACCAAAUACCAAGUCAGUUAUAUCGGUAGGAACUUUCUCACUUUUAGAAAUGACUACAACUAGAAUAUCUCCCUUUAAUACACCAAAUUCACUUGAACUGUCAUCAUUCACCUUAAAUAAUGUCUCCGAUCUAUUUGGCCUCUAUUCGAAGUAUAGUGGAGUCAGUUUUCCUCGUCAAGUCAUCUCAUCUAUAUAUUCCUUCUGUAGUGGAAUUAUUCAAACAAUUUGCGCAAAAAACAAAACUACAUUUGACGAUUCCGAUUGGACGAUGCUUUCAACUGUUGGCAUAUUUAAAGAAGUUAGAUCAUAUGUAACAAUUCGCCAAAUGUGUGUACAUCUCAACUCAAAUGGACCCUUCUUUGAAAAUGUUCGAAAGGCCUUGGCUAGUUGUGUGAUGUCUUAUCCUGAUUUUGUAGAAAGCAACAAUGAAAAUGAAAAAUACUUUCACUACCUAACGGCUGAGGGAUUCUUAACAGGUACGAAAUUUAACUCACCAUUCGAAGACAGAUAUUGUAUUAGAUCAAAAUUUUUGAAAAAUAUUACUUGUUUCUUUAGCAACUUGAGAAGUAGAGUUGAUGGUCGCAUCGCAAUUCCAUUCAAAACGAAACAUCUCGAACAAAUUGAUGUCGUUUCUCUUAUUAUAAUCUCCCUCCAACAAAUCAGGAAGGAUAUCAUUAUAGAUACGAGAUCACUCAAGAAGAAUCGCUCCAAUGGCUAUCAAAGGGAUGCAUUGGUCCCUUCUGAGUCUGUUUACCACUUUGAAAUCUACCAACUCAUUGCCCAUCAGUCAAACUUACCCAAUAUUAUAUACCCUGAAAUCACCUCGUCUUCAGAUGAUAAUGCAGACAGAAGAGCUGACAUGUUUAUCAAGUAUAGAAAUUGGUCAGUAGUCUUAGAGUUGGUCGCACAUCAAAAUCCAAAAGGAGUUGAAGCGCAUCUUGACUCUGCACUCGAGUACAAAAAUCGAACAAAUGCUGAUGAAACUUGGGUCCUUAACUUUACCUGUGGCCCCAUAGACACACAAAUCAAAUCAAAGAGCGGUGUUGGGCUCAUUCAUGUCUGUCAUAGUAGAGACUAUUCAGCUGUCAAUGUACAGGUUCAUUACCCCAACCAAGAUAUUGGAAAAACAUACCACGACACUCGUCAAUACCCUGUUAGUUGUCAAACUAGAAUAAAUAACAAUGAUUUCUCUACUUCCGUAUUUUGGUACAUAGCUAAAGAUGAAUCCGAUCAAAAUAUUAAGAAUAUACAAUUCACAAUCAAUUCAAACUUCAUCCGAUAUUUUGAAGAACACCCUUUGACACCAACCAACUUCACCUAUCAAACUAAUAACAAUGUAAACAACGAGAAUUACAAUUCAAAUAAACAAUUAUAA